AUGACUGCUCACGAGGUCACAGACAUGUGGUUGCUCGCGCAGAGGAUCGGGCAGGCGCUCGAAUCCCACCACGGCUGCACCUCCUCCACUUACACCAUCCAGGACGGGCCAGCAGCAGGGCAGACAGUGGCACAUGUGCAUGUGCACGUCAUGCCACGGAGGGAAGGGGAUUUCGUACCCAAUGAUAAGAUCUAUAAUGAGAUAAAGGAGAAUGAGGAGGUGGUGAUAAAGCGACUUUUGAGUCGACUCAAAAGUCACCUCAAUCCACCGCUCUGUCAGAUAAAGGAGAAUGAGGAGGUGGUGAUAAAGCUGCGAACGGAGAUCGAGGAGAAUGAGAAGGAGGCGAAGAAGCUGCGGAUGGAUGCUGAGGAGAACCGGCCAGCCUGCACCAUGGAUGACAUGACUGUCCCUGUCCUAUCCUUUCCUGUCCCUGUCCUAUCCGUUCCUGUCCCUGUCCUAUCCUUUCCUGUCCCUGUCCUAUCCUUUCCUGUCCCUGUCCUAUCCUUUCCUGUCCCUGUCCUAUCCUUUCCUGUCCCUGUCCUAUCCUUUCCUGUCCCUGUCCUAUCCUUUCCUGUCCCUAUCCUAUCCUUUCCUGUCCCUAUCCCUGCUUGUCCCUGUCCCUGUCCCUGUAACGGUCCCUCUCCCCCUGUUCACGAGAAACAGAUUGAGGAGAAUGAGAAGGAGGCGAAGAAGCUGCGGAUGGAUGCGGAGGAGAACCGACCAGCCCGCACAAUGGAUGACAUGGAGGCAGAGGCCAAGGAGUUAAGACGGGUGCUGGACGAGUUUGAGAAGAAAGGAGAGGAGAAGGUGGAGUGA
Molecule: messenger RNA, 816 nt
Organism: Closterium sp. Naga37s-1
Lineage: Eukaryota; Viridiplantae; Streptophyta; Zygnematophyceae; Desmidiales; Closteriaceae
Source: the annotation of a GenBank genome assembly